AUGGAUUCCAAAGGCAACGUCCGUAGUGGAAACAAACCUGACGCCAAGGCCCCCAGCUCUGGAAAGGCAGAAAAGCCCAACCCUGGGCCCACCACGAAUGCAGACAAGAAGGAGAUCCCCAAAGAGCAGCCAGCUCCUGCCACUGCCACCUCUGCCACCAAGAAGGCGGGAGGGGACGCUGCCGUCGCCAACAACCACAGCAACCUGAAGCCCAGCCCUGCCGCCGCCGAGACGCAAGAGGCCCCCAGCCAGUGCCCUGACUCUGACCACAAGGGAAACAGCUCGGAGGAGGCAGCAGGCAGCACCUUCGACAACAUGAAGCCCUUGAUCAUCCUGGGAGGAGUGGCGGUGGCCGCGCUGGCGGUGAUCGUGGGAGUGGCCUUCCUAGCCCGGAAAAAAUGA
Messenger RNA from Indicator indicator, 402 nucleotides. It is a transcript of the gene CEND1, whose product is annotated as cell cycle exit and neuronal differentiation 1. The record is from RefSeq and is a predicted model, not a curated record. The transcript has a single exon. Gene Ontology annotation, biological process: radial glia guided migration of cerebellar granule cell; cerebellar Purkinje cell differentiation; cerebellar granular layer maturation. NCBI's taxonomy places the organism in Eukaryota, Metazoa, Chordata, Aves, Piciformes, Indicatoridae. Bases 1 to 402 code for a protein of 133 amino acids.